AUGGAACCCGACAGCUACAUUGACCCGAAUCUGACUCGGUCGGACCUCCUGGUUCUGCAAACUUUGCUCUCGGACAGUCAGGCACAAUCAUCCGGCUCGAGAUCCGUCACCCUCAAAUAUGUCCCAUCCCAAAACAACUCGCAAUACAAAUCUGUCCCUGAGCAACUGGAAGCCUUCAACAAUCCUCAGCAUGUCGACUUUGAGCCUACCGUCACCAUGACCUGGGACACUGCUGAUCUCAAGGCCAAACUCCCGUCUGCUCUUAGCCAUUGGCUCCUCCAGCCGUAUAUCAAGCUGGGACGAAGAGUUGUCCGGGUGGAAACCGAUGUCGUGAUGCUCACGCAUCUCAUCCUGUACUUUACCACGUCCGUCCCCAGUGCGCUCUACCUGUAUUAUCACUUCACUUGGGUCCAUGGCGUCCUUCACUGGAUCAUGCAGUCGUACUACGUGGGAUCCUACACGCUCAUGAUGCACCAGCACAUCCACAUGGGCGGGAUCCUAGCCAAGAGCUUCUGGCUGUUUGACUCGGUCUUUCCCUACAUCACCAAUCCGCUCAUGGGACAUACGUGGAACUCGUACUACUAUCAUCACGUCAAGCAUCAUCACGUCGAAGGGAAUGGUCCCGAUGACUUAUCCUCGACAGUCAGGUAUCAACGAGACGAGCUGUCCGACUUUCUCUGCUAUGUCGGCCGAUUUUUAUUCCUCGUGUGGUUUGAGCUUCCGAGCUACUUCUUCCGAAAAGGCCAGUUCCUCCAAGGUCUCAAGGCGGGUUUCUGGGAGAUAGGAAACUACCUCUUUAUCUACGGGAUGUAUCGCUUUGUGAAUGCUCAUGCAACGCUCUUCGUUUUCAUCCUUCCCUUGUUCCUCCUCAGAUUGGGCUUGAUGGUCGGCAACUGGGGGCAGCACGCCUUUGUUGACGAGACAGACCCAAACUCGGAUUUUAGGUCCAGUAUCACCCUGAUUGAUGUUCCGAGUAACCGCUUCUGCUUCAACGACGGCUACCACACGUCUCACCAUCUCAAUCCCCGCCGUCACUGGCGCGAGCACCCGGUGGCGUUUCUCAAGCAAAAGGACCGCUAUGCAAGCGAGCAUGCGCUGGUAUUCCGUAAUAUCGACUAUCUGAUGAUCUCCUACCGGCUCAUCCGGAAGGACUAUAUGCAUCUGGCCAAGUGUCUGGUUCCGAUGGGCGACCAGAUUUCCAUGUCGAUCGAGGAGAGAGCCGCCAUGCUACAGACCAAGACGAGGAGGUUUACCGAGGCGGAAAUAGCGAGGAAAUUUGGAGUGAGUCGGUAG
Messenger RNA from Aspergillus udagawae, 1293 nucleotides. RefSeq lists its product as uncharacterized. The transcript has 3 exons. Lineage: Eukaryota; Fungi; Ascomycota; Eurotiomycetes; Eurotiales; Aspergillaceae. Bases 1 to 1293 code for a protein of 430 amino acids. Gene Ontology annotation, biological process: lipid metabolic process. The record is from RefSeq and is a predicted model, not a curated record.